Messenger RNA from Hippopotamus amphibius kiboko, 6343 nucleotides. It is a transcript of the gene RPS6KC1, whose product is annotated as ribosomal protein S6 kinase C1. Gene Ontology annotation, biological process: protein phosphorylation. Gene Ontology annotation, molecular function: protein kinase activity; ATP binding; phosphatidylinositol binding. Gene Ontology annotation, cellular component: early endosome. Lineage: Eukaryota; Metazoa; Chordata; Mammalia; Artiodactyla; Hippopotamidae. The coding region runs from base 3344 to 5485 and encodes 713 amino acids. The transcript has 9 exons. The record is from RefSeq and is a predicted model, not a curated record.
AUCAAAGCAAGAGGAGUAGUUUUGAAAACUGUCACAACACUCAUCAUCCCCCUUUUUCAUCCUCUCUCACAGAAUACACCUGUAGAUUGUUGGCAGGGAAAUAGUUGCAACCAAUGAAGUUCACAGUUUGGGAAUGAGUGUUGUGUUUCAUAUGUGCUUUAAAAUAUUUUGGAAUUUUUUAGAGCAUGAACACAUUGUAUUCUGCUAAAUAAAAUUUCUAGGUCAUAUUAAAACAUUGUUAAAUUUUAAUCAGUACCAAAAUUUCAACUCCAGCGGCUACAAAAGUGCAAAACUCAUUUAAAACACUUAAAAAUAAUAGCAUUUAAGGCUUUCUUGCCCUUGAAGCAUUUUCUUCUGAAUUGAAAUCAGGCUAUCUCUGACAUUGGCAACUUAGAUACGUAUUGAUUGACUUGAAGAUGUAACCUCUGUGUCCAUCUGUUACCCUUAUAAGAUGGCAUUUACUGAGUACAGACUGCACGAAUUUUGAACACUAUAUAACAGCUAUGUGGACAUAUUUGCUGCUUCUUAGGGACUUGUUUCAGUUUCCAGGGCCUAUAAAUUUGAGCAUAUUUAUGGAGCACACUUAGCAGCAAAAUGAAAAUAUUAAACCAGAGUAUGAAUGGACAGAGUUUAUAUCAGCACUGGAGUAUCAGGUGUUUCUAACAAGUGCAAAUAAGAAGGAUCUAAAGCUAAAUACAACAACAGACUGUACUUUUAAUUGAAUUAAUUUUCAUCUAAACUUAACAGUGUUAAGUCAUUAUCCCAAGUGAACUUCAGAAUUCAAACCAAAGAAAUAGUAUAAAUGGUUUCAUUAUGGAACUGAAUGACAUAAGCUGAACUUGGGCCUAUAAACCCAGAACUUCAGAGUUUUAACCGCUCUUUAGCAUAAUCUCUUUGUGGCCUUGGGCAAGUUGCUUUGCAAAAACAGAAAACAGACAAUCAAAAUGAGAAUGACAAAGGUGUAGAGAUCUAGCUUUUAAAGCAUUUGGAUCUGAGAAGAGCCUCCUAAGUGGAUGUUUUUCCUAGCUCUUCAACGUUUCUGUUUUAAACUCAAUUUCUCUGUCUUUUAUAUUCUGCCUUCUACUGUAUUUAUAUCCCGUUUUCUUACAAAGACACACCAUGUCCUUUGGAAGCAUGUUUUAUGAAGUAAUAGAUGUAUAGGCCUAGGAUUUGAAAAAUUAUACAAAGUAAAACUUUUUUUCAUACAUAUAUAUGACAUUUCUGUGAUAGCUUUAUUUUUCACUAAAUCAUUAACCUCACAUCCUAGUAUGAGACAUCAUUGAAGAAUGGCUCACAUUCAUUGACACUUGGCUAAUAGGAAUAUAAGAGAUUUAAAAUUCAUAUUUGUGGUUGAAAUAAUUACUCCCUGGAUUAUUUUCUGGAGGAUCAUGUGUAUUUUGUGUUGCUCUAGGGCAGGUUUAGAUUUAGCUAUUUACCUAAGGAAGAAUAAUCCAAGUGUCCUCCAAGUGACUUUUAGAUGUAAAGUAGAGAAACUGCCUUGAAAUUCCUUUUAUCUUUUCUAAUCCUGAUAUUAGUCUGUCAAAGAAAACAAACUUUGCCAAUCAUAUUUCAGUGCCCUUUGGAGGAAUGAAACGAUGUGAGAAUGACUGGCCGUUAAAUUUUGAGUAAAUUACUUGCAUUUGCAGAUCUCUUUUAGCACCACCCAAAUAUGCUUAUUUUCUUUUUUCAAUGUUAUGAUUCAUAAUAUAUUCAUAACAUAUCUUGGAAGAUAAAGUUAUUUUGGUAACAUUUACUCUAUUUUUAGCUAUCACAGUGACAAACUGUGAUCUUUUAAAAAAUCAUCAUGAUUGUUAUUGAAGUUACUAAGUCACAGAGGCAUGGAUUGUGUUCACGUGGGGCACACACACAACAGUGUUGUGUUCAGUUGUAGAAACUGAAGACGGUUGUGCUCUACAGGUUGUGUGUUCAAUUUAAAUAGAGGUCAGGACAAAUGGACUUUAUUAUGACAGUUCUUAGGGUACACAAAUGCUUAAUAAUGUCCUAGUUUUAAAUUAAUUUAUAACUAAUUCACUGUGGAAGCUUGGAAGAAUUUUGAAAAAUCUGGAUUAAGGUUUGAAUAAAUGCAAACUAAAUAUAUCUGAUGCCAUUUAAAAAUCAAGAAUUAAAAGAUGCUUUAUGUAUUGUAAAAAAUACUUUCUAUAUUGCUUUUCUUCUAACUGCAUUUAAGAUACCAAAAAAACCAACCCAGGAAUCAAAGAUGAUGUAUAAGAAAAUUUCAUAUUAGUGAAUUUCUUUUAAGAUGAAUACAUAGCCAGGUUCUUGAGAUUCUCUGUUUUUAAUAUUUUAAAAGACACCACAGUAUUUUGUUUCUAUAUGAGGUAUUAUGGUGAAUGUAAUCAUUACCUUAAAUAAAAGAUUUUUGAGUAGCUAGAAAUCAGGGUUUUUAAUUGCUAUUUUGUGGAUUUUAUAAAACCUCAUCUCAAAGUACAUUUACCUUGGGUAACAUUUGGAUUGUAAAUAUGAUGAUACACAGAAAACAAACCUUUCAAAGCAAGGUACCUUAUUUUAGGACUACCUGAAAAAUAUAUAUACCUUUAUUAUUGUUUCAUAGACUAAAUACACCGUCAAAUUUAUAUUUCAUGUUAUUUAUUGUAUGCUUGCUUUGAGUAAAAUUAUAGGGGGUUGAAAAAAUAACUACCCCCUCUUCUUUUUAAGGAAAAAAUCAUCACAUUUAUUUAAUUUACUUAAGUAAAUUCCGUUAGAGGUAGUGUUUCUCUUGUCUUUUUGUUCAGCCACUGGAGUCCCUUGUGACCUUGGGUAUGUAUUCUAAGAGGUGACUGAUGGUUCGUGAUGUUCUGAAUUUUCUGGUAGCCUGCCUGUUGCCUGCCUCUGGGUUUGUCAUCGCCCUUAUGCUGACUUAGGCAGUGUUCCUUCAGUCUCUUAUCUCCAGGCUUUGAUGCAUAUGUUCUGAAGGUGGCCACAGUGACUUUGGGUAGCAGCAGAUGGUGAACCUUCAGGCUGCCACUGGCUGUACUGGUGUUAAGUUGGAAAGUUAACGUUUGAUGAAGAAUCAGUAGUGCAUAUGAAAGAGCUUUCGCUGCUGAAAUAUCUUUUAAUUAAAAAAUUAGCAUACUCAAACCUUUGCAAAUGUCUGGGCAUUUAAAGAAAUCUAAAAUCAGUUGUUUUCUUAGAGAGAAAUUAAGUUAUUUACCAGCUUAGUUUUGUGUUGCUUGCUUGUUCUAAUGUGUUUUUUUUCCCCCAUCCCAGCCCAUGCCCCAAUUUGCUUGUAGUUAAAUCAGGGGUACCUUUUAUGCUUUGCUGGUGAUAGAUCUGGAGAGUAGUAAAUGAAAAUACCCUUUAGGGUAGAGUUGUUUUACUUGUAAUGGACACAAGGACAGAACAGACAUUCAUUUUAAAAGGUCUAAGGAAAAGCAGUGAAUACAGCAGGAACAGAAAGACCAUCAUCCCCCGCUGUGUGCCCAACAUGGUGUGUCUGCACAAGUACAUCAUUUCUGAGGAGUCAGUAUUUCUUGUGCUGCAGCACGCGGAAGGUGGCAAACUCUGGUCAUAUAUUAGUAAGUUUCUGAACAGAAGUCCUGAAGAAAGCUUUGACAUUGAAGAAGUGAAAAAAUCUUCACUUGCUAAAGUUCAACUGCAACAACCAACUUCUAGUCCUCAGGACAGCAGCUUUGAAUCCAGAGGAAGUGAUGGUGGAGCCAUGCUUAAAGUUCUGCCUUUAAAGACUAGUCUUACUCCAAGCUCUCAAGAUGACAGCAACCAAGAUGAUGAUGGGCAAGAGAGCUCUCCAAAAUGGCCAGAUUCUGGCUCAAGUUCAGAAGAAGAGUGUACUACAAGUUAUUUAACAUUAUGCAAUGAGUAUGGGCAAGAAAAGAUUGAACCUGGCUCUUUGAAUGAGGAGCCUUUCAUGAAGACUGAAAGGAAUGAUAUUGAUACCAAAGCUAUUGAAAACUUCCCAGCACACCUUGCUGCCGACAGUGACAGCCCCAGCACACAGCUAAUAGCCCACGAGCUGAAGCUUUUUCCUGGAGAUGAUGGCCUAGAAGUAGUUAGUUCUCUGAGAACAUCAGAUUCCCUCAGUAGAUCUAAAAACAGUCCCAUGGAAUUCUUUAGGAUAGAUAGUAAGGAUAGCACUAGCGAACUCUUUGGACUUGAUUUUGGAGAAAAAUUGUAUAGUCUAAAGUCAGAACCUUUGAAGCCAUUCUUUGCUCUUUCUGAUGGAGACAGCACUACCAGGAGUUUUAGUACUAGUGAAAGCAAGGUAGAGUUUAUAGCUCAGGACACCAUUAGCAGGGGCUCAGAUGACUCUGUCCCUGUUAUUUCUUUUAAAGAUGCUGCUUUUGAUGAUGUCAGUGGUACUGAUGAAGGAAGGCCUGAUCUUCUUGUAAAUCUACCUGGUGAACUGGAGCCAAUAAAAGAUGGUGCAGCAAUGGGACCUACUAAGUUCACACAGACUAAUAUAGGCAUGAUAGAAAGUAAACUGUUGGAAACCCCUGAUGUUUUAUGCCUUAGGCUUAGUACUGAACAGUGCCAAGCACGUGAAGAAAAAGGCACAGAGGAACUGAGUGAUCCCUGUAGGCCUGAAUCCCAUAGUAUAACAGAGAAACACUACGCACAGGGGGAUCUUGGGAUGUUAUUUGUAGCCGCUGAUGAUCGUAGUAAUACGGGAGACAUGUCUUUGUUACACAGUUCAGAUCCUAAGUUUCAAGGACUUAGCGUGGUUGAGUCGGCAGUCACUGUACACAACACAGAAGAAAGCUUAUUCCAUAUUUCUGACCCACUCUCAGGUGCUAACGAAUAUAACGUAAACACAGACACUUUAAAAACUGAAGAAGUAUUGCUGUUUACAGAUCAAACUGAUGAUUUGGCUAAAGAGGAGCCGACUAUAUUUCAGAAAGACUCUGAGACUAAAGCAGAGAGUGGGUUAGCACUAGGAGGAGACAAGGAAAUACAUCAGAUUUUUGAGGACCUUGAUAAAAAAUUAGCACUGAACUCCAGGUUUUACAUCCCAGAGGGCUGCAUUCAAAGAUGGGCAGCUGAAAUGGUGGUAGCCCUUGAUGCUUUACAUAGAGAGGGAAUUGUGUGCCGCGAUUUGAACCCAAACAACAUCUUAUUGAAUGAUAGAGGACACAUUCAGCUAACGUAUUUUAGCAGGUGGAGUGAGGUUGAAGAUUCCUGCGACAGCGAUGCCAUGGAGAGAAUGUACUGUGCCCCAGAGGUUGGAGCAAUCACGGAAGAAACUGAAGCCUGUGAUUGGUGGAGUUUGGGUGCUGUCCUUUUUGAACUUCUCACUGGCAAGACUCUGGUUGAGUGCCAUCCAGCAGGAAUAAAUACUCACACUACUUUGAACAUGCCAGAAUGUGUCUCUGAAGAGGCUCGCUCACUCAUUCAACAGCUCUUACAGUUCAACCCUGUGGAGCGUCUUGGUGCUGGAGUUGCUGGUGUUGAAGACAUCAAGUCUCACCCAUUUUUUACCCCUGUGGAUUGGGCAGAAUUGAUGAGAUGAGCAUAAUGCCAGGUUCUCUGCACACAUUCUGAUCUUCUCUGUGACAGGCAUCUGCAGUACAGAGGCAGCUCUGCCUCACACUCAGUUAUGGGGCACCAAGCACUGGGAUGAAGAUCUUUAGAGGAAAUGGAGAAAGAAAAAGCCUGAGAGAGGACAAUUCCUUUACAGUUACUGUCUGGACAAGAUAUUGGCUACAUUUGCAAGGGGCUGUUAUCUACAAACCUUCAAACAGGUGUGAUCUUUAUUUUAUCUGCAUUUAGUGUUGCAGAUGAGUUGUAAACCCAACUAAAAGAGGAAUGCCCUUCAAGAACUUCCUCUGAUAUGAAACUCCAAGUGGAGAAUGAAGUGUUGCUUGAAAGGAGGACCUUUCCAUGGCAGCUGAUAGUGCGCUCCGCUAACCAAGACUGGUUUAAUAUGAUCAAAUUAAUAUUUGCUGAAUAAUAUAUACUAAAAGUGCUUCAUGAAUAAUGUCAUCUGUGGAGCUUAAAAAGUGAGAAAAAAAGAAUGUAUACAUCAUGUCUGAUAGGAUGCUAUAUAAUUAAUGUAUGUCGAAUAUGUUCCCAUAUUCAUUCUUUCCAAAAAGUCCACAUGAGAAUAAAACAUUUCAUGUUGUCAGCUUUGUACUUUGUUGGUUGAUGCUGCUAACAGAAGAGUGCAUGUGAGCACUCACUCUUGCCUCUCUCUUCAUUUUUAUCUUUCCAUGUUCUAUACCCGCUGCCAGUUCUCUUAUAUUCUGUUCUUCCUACCCCUAUUAAUAUAUAAACAGCAAAAAAGGGAAGGGAGUAUUUAUUUCCCCAAAUUGUAUCAACUUAAUAAGAACUAAAGAAUCAUGAUGUAAAAUAAACGUGGUAAAAAUUU